GUGGUGGUUCAGUCUCGGACGAAUGAGAAAUAUGAUCUAGAGUGUACGCUACCUUCUAGCAGUCCUGACUGGUUCAAUCUUCGAAUUGAUGAACUCGGUGAAGUCUCGGCUCAAGUGAAACGCAGUAUUAGCAGUUUUCCGCCGGUGGCAAAAUGUAUGUCAAUUGAUUUUAUGCUGUAUACUUGCGAUGGCGAAAUAUUGCCCAUGGAAACCUGGGCAUUUUCAAUUGAUGAAGAAGAACAACGGACAAUAUGGGCAGAUGAUAUCAAAUCUCAAUUAUAUCUGCAGCUUAGUGUGAUGCUUCGGAGUGCAAUGGUGGCAGCAAGAAUGACUCCACUGCAUAGGUACUAUGUGAAGAAGCAGAGUUGUGAUACAUUUGUUAUUUUGUACAAACUGGCUGAAGGUUUCACGGAGUUAGACCUCGGCAGUGAAGCGAAAAGGCUAGAACUCGGACGAUUUCCAACUCCAGUAGGAGCAUUUCGCCUAGAACUCGCUUAUCGUACACAAAUGACGAAGGAACGAGCAACUUCUCCUGGCGAGGGGCAGGAGUCACCAAACCAGGUUUGCUUAACAACUUUGUUGAUUACCCGCGCUUUGGGGUUACCAGUGCUACUGUAG
This is a messenger RNA of Cooperia oncophora, 618 nucleotides long. The record is from the annotation of a GenBank genome assembly. NCBI's taxonomy places the organism in Eukaryota, Metazoa, Nematoda, Chromadorea, Rhabditida, Trichostrongylidae.